Gaeumannomyces tritici R3-111a-1 is the source of this 746-nucleotide messenger RNA. RefSeq lists its product as hypothetical. Bases 63 to 746 code for a protein of 227 amino acids. The record is from RefSeq and is a predicted model, not a curated record. The transcript is spliced from 2 exons. NCBI's taxonomy places the organism in Eukaryota, Fungi, Ascomycota, Sordariomycetes, Magnaporthales, Magnaporthaceae.
AGUUUACGCACGGGAUUCAGCACGGUUUUCAUAUAUAUACCAAACAUCUUGCCUACGCGGCCAUGCCCUCCAUGCCUCCCCCUCAGGAGCGGCCGACGGUCCCCCGACCCAAAAGUAUUGAGCUACGUCUAGUGGAACGGUUUAUGGGUUGGAAAGCUCCAUUCCUUCCAAUGACAGUCAACCGAAGGGAUAGUAAAGCUGGCCAUAUGAGCCGCCCACUUCUUCCGAUACUACUCGACGACUCGCCCUGCCCCAAUCACCAAAGGCCACUACCCCCAGGCGUGAAAAAAUUGGUAACACGCGCUCAAGCAGCCGCGGGACCACUAACGCCCAACGACAAUAACGACGUCCACAUUCACAAACUUCUACCUUCUCACACCCCGCGCGAGGAAGUCUCAUGGGAAGGCACCGGACUCGAAAACUUUCAGUGGAUCGGCAUGUCCAAAGAGAUGAUGAGAGCGCAAAAUGUGCUCGUUGAACAAACCCUCAACACCCUGUGCACUGAGGGGGGUUGGCGACUUGACGUCUACCGCGAGUGGAGGUUCGGCAAAGUUGUCGGCCUUUUCCUGCUAGGGGCCACAACCCCAUUAGGCCCAUUCCCUGGUUGGCCGCCUCCGACCCUUUUCAUCGUGCACGGGAGGAGCGGGAAGUUUCAAGUGGGUGUUGCCGCCAAAAAGGUGCUAGGGGUGGUGUCAGAUAUGAGGGUGCUCGAUGGUACCGCGUGGACAGGAUCUAGAAGAUUCUAG